AUGGCCACCCUGUUCGUGGCGCACAAGAUCGCCGACAGCGCGUGGCCGUUCCGCGAGUGCCUGCUCUUUGGCCUCUACAUGUCCUGCGUCGAGCGUCUCCCCAUGAGCGAUGCGCUCUUCGAAGAAGGUCGGUACCCCGUGAUGACCACAAUGGUGCAGUCCGAGGCGCUCUUUAACGCUGUCAUGACGUGGUGCAUCUUGGGCUACUACCGUUUUAACGACGGCGACGGCCUCGACCCGCUGUUCCCGCUGCAGAACCAGGGUGUAGCGAUGUUAGUGGGCUUCCUGAUGGGCACGGCUACCCUUUGCCUGUUCAAAACCACGUCAGUGUUCAGCGGUGACUCCGCCGUCACCGUGAUCGUUAGCGGCACCUACUUCGUCUACUUCUUCCUCGAAAACCUGCGCAGCUCCGGCGUCACGGGCGUCGUCGUCUACACCAUGACCGUCAACUCGCAUCGGUUCAUCGCCUGCACCGACCUGAUCUACGCCCUCGAAGAUUAUUGGGAUAUGCUGUAUGACGUCACGGGAACGCUGGCUACCUGCGUGUCAGCUUCGUACACCGCCGUGCUUCUGAUCCAGUACGCAUCCACGCUGGACUGGGAGGCCUUGUGGACCUGUUACGUCGUCAAGGCAGCCAUACGGUGUAUGGCAGUGGCGCUAGUGUACCCUGUGAUCGGGCACUACGGCUACCAGGUGACCUUUCGCCAGGCCAUGGUGCUCGCCUGGACGAGCGUCAAGGGGACGUUCCUGGCCUCCAUCGCCACGAUGCAGCACAUGCGGCGCGAGAACGUUUACACGGAGAGCAUCACCAAGGUGUCACGCUGCGCGUCCUACCUGUACGCAAUUGGUGACAUGGUGCUCACGCAGCUCAUCAAUGUGACCUUCCUCCCGGUGAUCCUUAGCGCUUUCGGAGGACCGAAACUUGAAGACGCAGGCAGAAUGUUUUGUCCUGCAAUCCAACAUCAACACUUGGGUGGUGUUUCUGUCAGUGAUAAUCCUUCACGCUCGUUCAUGUGGUGGCGUUUACACGCAGGUGUGCUGGAGGUGUCGGACGUCGAGAUGCGCACCAUGCGCGACGCCUUGCAGUACCUGAAGGAGGCGACCGACUCCGCGCGCGCGCUGUGCCAGAAAGACGACUCGUUCCUGCUGGUCGACUGGCGAUGGGUACAGCGCAACACGUUCCUGAGGAACCCGCUCGAGCACACGUUCCGCUUUCAGUCUGCCAUGAGCACUGGUUGUGUCGUGCGGCUUCGAAGGGUCCCCAGACGCAUCGAGACCUUGGCUGUCGAAAAUGUGCUCCGGAUCGAGCAGGUCAGCUACGCUCGACAGUACCGCCAGGGGAUCAUUCAGCAGAGGACCAAGUUGACCCUAAUCGCCGCACUUCAGUACCCAUUCGAUAAGAAAGUGUACUUGGACAUGGAUAUCAUUGGGUCUAUACUGGCGAUACCACAAUGGGUCAUCUGGCUGAAAGAGAGCUUGGGUACGGCCAGUGAUAAGGGACUCAUCGAGGACACGUCCAGCGUGUCUGAGACUGUGCAACGGGCGCUGCGUGAGCGUGUGGUCGAGCUGUUCGAGCACGCGUACUACGAGGUGGUCAUCACCAGCUCCACGAUGGCGGUCGUAUUCGUGUUGGCCGGCCUGAUGCGCAUCGGGAUGCUGAUGCCCCGGAGCAACGCCUUCAUGGGCGCCAUCACGGUUGAGGCCCUGUACCUCGCCAUGUUCACCAUCGAGGUCACCGUCAUGGUAUCGGCGUACGGGCAGCGCGUCAUGAACAUGGACAACUACAACCGGCUGGAUGUGGCGUUGGUCGCCGUGUGCAUGUUCGUCUUCGCGCUCCAGUGUGGCCUGUUCCUCACCAAUCAGAACCAGGUGGCCAGCAACGCGCUCAUCAUCUGCUUCAUUGUGGUCAUCUCGCUGCGCUUCUCCCAUACCAUCAAGUACGCGGAGCUUCUGUUCGAGCGCAUGGCCGAGAUGAUGCACCGCUACCUAGACGCGAAGAUCUACGACGCGUACGAGAUCGGCCACGCUAUCGUCACCGGCGAGGAAGAGGUGCAGCGGAGCGCCUGGAAGUUUGUCAAGAACGACAACAUCAUGGCCGAAAUCCGCGGACGCGCCACGCUCAACCGCCUGCUCGUGAUGCGAAAGCUCGUCGAGAUUCAGUCUCGCUUUCCGGACAUCAUGGUGGCCUUUCGUAGUCGUCAGGCGAGCACCACCAUCUUGGACGACGUGCUUAAAAGCGUGCAGGAGCACCAGGCUGAAGGGCUGCUAGACACUGAAGCUGUCCACGACCUGCGCGCUAUGAUCAAGGCCCGGCGCAUGCGCGUCAUCGCUGGACCCUGCAGCCUGCCGACCAGCUACAAGCCCAUCGCCAUGCUGCGCGUUAUUCCCUGGAUAGACUCGGACAGCGUGCGACAGUUCCUCGCGAUCCAAAUCCGGCCGGUCUCCUUCGCCCCCGGCGAAGUGAUCGUGGAGCGAGGGGAGGAGAACCCCAUCUUGCUCACUUACUCCGGGAUCCUCAAGAUCGAAGGUGAGUUUGUGAACCCCCGGGACGGCUCGCUGCCCAACUCGGUGUCGCAGCUGUUCUUCUACAACGAGGGCUACUUCGUGGACUACGUGAGCGCGCCCGCCUGCCUUGGUGUCUUGGGACUCGUCACGGACGAACCUUCCAUCACGCGCGUGGUCGCCGAGACGCAGAUUUAUGCGUACGUGGUACCAAGGGAGCGCGUCAUGGAGGCAAUACAGAUCUUCACCAGGCCUCCGAGCUUUCUGUACCAGAUUUGGUCUUACAUUGCCCGGAUCAUCGCCUUCAUGGUACUACAGGCGCACCCGAAAUACCAGGCGUGGCCCCUGGACAAGAUCAGUCGCAGGCUGGAAUCCUUCCUCUUGCCGGACCUUGAACGCUCUUCGAAGUUCAACUUGACCGCGGAGAUCGAGGACGCCAUCUUGAUACAGGGCACUGCCCUCGAUCCCGACACGCAAUGUUCUUUCGUCGCUCCAAUCUACCUGUCAUCACAAACGAUGAAGAUUACCUUCCCGUUUUACCAGGACCGAAUGCGCCCGGUGUUGCUGAUAAUCGCCAGCAAGGACUACAAGCUUCCGCCGGAAGUGGACUGGCUCCUGCCUAAAGGGGACGACGAGAAGCAGAACGAAUACGAGGAAGACUUCAGAAUAUUAAACAGCACAGCGGAACGGGGCGACGACUUAGCGAAUAAGGUCGAAUCACACCGUCAAAGUGUGGACUUAUAUUGAGAGAUGGUGCAAAAAGCUGGGACGAGACGACGAAUUUGCUUAGCUGUAAUGCAAAGCGUUCGUCUUUGGUUACUGCCGCAUGUUUACUUCUUCAUAUUCGACAACAAUUUCGUGUAUUUAUGGGCCGAAAGAAGAGAGAAAAUAAUGUUAUUCCGAAUAAACUACAUUCUUGGCGC
Rhipicephalus sanguineus (brown dog tick) is the source of this 3425-nucleotide messenger RNA. RefSeq lists its product as uncharacterized. The record is from RefSeq and is a predicted model, not a curated record. Lineage: Eukaryota; Metazoa; Arthropoda; Arachnida; Ixodida; Ixodidae. The transcript is spliced from 21 exons. The coding region runs from base 1 to 3249 and encodes 1082 amino acids.